This is a messenger RNA of Candidula unifasciata, 589 nucleotides long. The record is from the annotation of a GenBank genome assembly. Lineage: Eukaryota; Metazoa; Mollusca; Gastropoda; Stylommatophora; Geomitridae.
CGGCGUCGACACCGGGAGUUUGGUAAAAUGUUCCGAGAGCAGUUUGGGCCUCGGCACAACGUGGCCAUCGCCGACCCGGCCCUGGUGGAGGAGAUCUUGAGGAAAGAGGGCAAGUACCCAUCUAGACCUCCUUACGAGUCCUGGGUACUGUACAGCAGCCUGAGAAACCGAAGAGGUGGCUUGAUGACAUCGGAGAAUGAAUACUGGAGGCGCAGCCGCAGUGCAUUUGCCACCAAACUCCGUCCCAAGGCAGUUUGUGAUUACGUGGAGGGCAUCAACCAAGUCUGUGCUGACCUAGUGGACCGCAUCUCCUACCUGAAGGACGAGAAAGGCGGCACUCACCUGGUGCCUCGGCUGCUCAACGAACUCAAUAAGUUCACCAUGGAAACAAUACUCUAUGUGAUGUUGAACAAGAGAGUCGGCUGCCUGGACAGAGAGGUCUCAGACCGGGUCAACGCUUUCAUACAAUCCAUAGCCACCAUGUUCCUGACUGGGCAUCAACUGAUGGUCUACGCCAAGAUCCACAUGAUCCUCCGCACACGACCUUGGAGGGAUCAUGUUCAAUCCUGGGACAAAAUCUAUGAAUUUG